AUGUCAGACGUAUCAACCACUACAGAACCCACGUUCUUGAUACACCAAGCAACACACAUGUUCCUGGCAGAUGCUAUUCAUUUUCAAGUGAUCCAAAUGAACAAAUCUGCGUUCAUCUGGGUAGGCAAAGCAGAAGGUAAAUUGGGCGAUAUGUCGGUUGCAGUACCACCUUUUGGAACACAGACCAAUGCAUCAGCAACAACCAUCAUCAACAAAGGUGUUUCAGAACAUGGUCGAAAUUUAGCCCGUAGACUAGCUGCUAAAUACAAGCAACAGUUCUACAUUAGCUUCGAUUUAAGCAGCCCGGACGACAUGCUCUUUGUAUUUGUAGAAAAGAAAUUAACAGAAUUAUUAAAGAAUGUGCUGUAA
Messenger RNA from Mucor velutinosus, 369 nucleotides. RefSeq lists its product as uncharacterized. NCBI's taxonomy places the organism in Eukaryota, Fungi, Mucoromycota, Mucoromycetes, Mucorales, Mucoraceae. The record is from RefSeq and is a predicted model, not a curated record. Gene Ontology annotation, biological process: proteasome assembly. The transcript is spliced from 3 exons. The coding region runs from base 1 to 369 and encodes 122 amino acids.